AUGUCAGAGACAGCAACCCUUCCCCCUAGACAGGUCGUAUACUGCGGAGUCUGCAGUCUUCCCCCAGAAUACUGUGAAUUCGGUGGCACAACAAAGAAGUGCGAAGAAUGGCUCGACUCCAACCACCCUGACCUCCACUCCAAGCUCUACUCUGAAGACGCCGUAGCAGCCAACCUCUCCACCCUCUCCGUCGACGCACAAAAACGCGCCGAAAAAGACGCAAAAAAGAAAGAAGCAAAAGCCACCGCCGCCGAAGCCCGCCGCGCCGAAGAACUCGCCACCUCCAAAAUCACAAUCAAACGUGUAGAACGCAACAAGCGCAAACACGUCACCGAGGUCUCUGGCUUGGAAGCUUUCGGCCUCGACAUCAAAAAAGUAGCAAAAGAGUUGGGUAAGAAAUUUGCAACUGGAAGUUCUGCUACCAAAAUGCCGGGAGGUGUGGGAGAAGUUAUUACGGUGCAGGGAGAUUUGAGCGAGGAUAUUUUGGAGUGGUUGUGUGACAAGUAUGAGCAGGUGCCGGAGGAUAACGUGGAGUUGGUCGAGGAUAAGAAGAAGAAGAAUAAGGCCGAGCCGCCUAUGGUUGCGCCUCAGUAG
Messenger RNA from Aureobasidium subglaciale EXF-2481, 594 nucleotides. RefSeq lists its product as uncharacterized. The coding region runs from base 1 to 594 and encodes 197 amino acids. Lineage: Eukaryota; Fungi; Ascomycota; Dothideomycetes; Dothideales; Saccotheciaceae. Gene Ontology annotation, biological process: formation of translation preinitiation complex; translation reinitiation. Gene Ontology annotation, molecular function: mRNA binding; translation initiation factor activity. The transcript is spliced from 4 exons. The record is from RefSeq and is a predicted model, not a curated record.